Molecule: messenger RNA, 639 nt
Organism: Acinonyx jubatus (cheetah)
Lineage: Eukaryota; Metazoa; Chordata; Mammalia; Carnivora; Felidae
Gene: PFN1
Product: profilin 1
Exons: 3
Coding region: 171-593 (140 amino acids)
Biological process (GO): positive regulation of actin filament bundle assembly; actin cytoskeleton organization; regulation of actin filament polymerization
Cellular component (GO): cytoplasm
Molecular function (GO): actin binding
Source: RefSeq, a predicted model, not a curated record
GAGGAGCAGGAAGUGGCGGUGCGAGGGCUGCUGCACAGCUAGCAGAGCCGCGGUCCGGACAGCAGCGCGUGCCCCGAGCUCUCCACCUCCCCCCGCCCGCCAGCCCGAGGCCCCCGAGCCCAGCCCGCGGCCCCAGCAGCAGCGCCCAGAGCAGCCCCAGCAGCAGCGCCAUGGCCGGGUGGAACGCCUACAUCGACAACCUCAUGGCGGACGGGACCUGUCAGGACGCGGCCAUCGUGGGCUACAAGGACUCGCCCUCCGUCUGGGCCGCCGUCCCCGGGAAAACCUUCGUCAACAUCACGCCAGCUGAGGUUGGUGUCCUGGUUGGCAAAGACCGGUCAAGUUUUUUCGUGAACGGGCUGACACUUGGGGGCCAGAAAUGCUCUGUUAUCCGGGACUCACUGCUGCAGGACGGGGAAUUUACCAUGGAUCUCCGUACCAAGAGCACCGGCGGAGCUCCCACCUUCAACAUCACUGUCACCAUGACUGCCAAGACGCUAGUCCUGCUGAUGGGCAAAGAAGGUGUCCACGGCGGGAUGAUCAACAAGAAAUGUUAUGAAAUGGCCUCCCACCUGCGGCGUUCCCAGUACUGACCUCGUCCACCCCUCCCCCCCACCACCCCCACUGCUUUUGCACCCC